CUCUUGCCACCCCUUGGUCCGUUGUCUACCUUCAUCGACAAGUUUUACGGCGAACAACUCACCGUCCCUUUCUUUGUUCAUCUUCAUCCAUACGAUUUUGGUUGUAACGACACGUCUUCCCUUCACGACUUUUUGUUGAGUAUCUAGGCUUUUUUAGAAACUCAAUUUUUCACGCAAUCUACAUCUUCUAUCAUUAUUAACGCACAUUUACAAACCGCAGCUAUGUCUCAAUUCGCUAGCUUCUCUGUUCCCCAAAUCAAGAACGAGGUUCCCCAAUCCUACGCCCCCGGCUCUGCCCAACGCGAGGGUCUUUUGAAGGCUUUCAAGGAGCUUGAGGCCGAGCUCCCCGUUGAAAUUCCCCUUAUGAUCAAUGGCAAGGCCGUCACCUCCAGCGAGAUUGGCGAGCAAAUCUGCCCCUUCGAGCACAAGAAGGUCGUUGCCCGCUACAGCCGUGCCCAGCCCGAGCACGUCAAGGCCGCCAUUGAGGGUGCCCUUGCCGCUAAGAGCAAGUGGGAGUCCCUUCACUGGUCUGAGCGUGCUGCCGUCUUCUUGAAGGCUGCUCAUCUCAUCAGCAAGAAGUACCGUUACAAAUUGAUGGCCGCUACCAUGUUGGGUCAGGGUAAGAACGCCUGGCAGGCCGAGAUUGAUGCUGCUAUGGAGAUUUGCGAUUUCUUGCGCUUCAACACAAAGUAUGCCAAUGAGCUUUACAGCCAACAGCCUCCCGAGAACUCCCCCGGUAUCUGGAACCGCAUGGAGUACCGUCCUCUCGAGGGUUUCGUCUAUGCCAUCACUCCCUUCAAUUUCACUGCCAUCGCCGGCAACCUUGUUGCUGCCCCCAUGUUGAUGGGCAAUGUUGUUGUCAUGAAGCCCUCCGACUCCGCUGUGCUGUCCAGCUAUGUUGUCUACCAGAUCUUCCGCGAGGCCGGUCUCCCCGAUGGUGUUCUUCAAUUCAUCCCCGGUAACCCCGUUGACGUUUCCCGCGAGGUCUUCGAUCACUUUGACUUUGCUGCCCUUCACUUCACCGGCAGUACCGCUGUCUUCCGUCAACUUUGGCGCCAAAUUGGUAACAAUGUUGCCGAUGGCAAGUACCGCACCUACCCCAAGAUUGUUGGUGAGACCGGUGGUAAGAACUUCCACCUUGUCCACUCGUCCGCUCACAUUCGCAACGCUGUUGUCUCCACCAUCCGUGCUGCCUUCGAGUACCAAGGCCAAAAGUGUUCUGCCCUUUCCCGUCUUUACGUUUCUCGUUCUGCUUGGGAGAAUGGUUUCCGCGAUGAGUUGGUUCGCGAGACCAAGGCCCUUAAGGUCGGCCAUCCCACUUCGGACAUGGCCAACUUUGUCGGUCCCGUCAUCCACCGUGCCAGCUUUGACAAGCUUAAGGGUGUGUUGAGCCGUGCCGAGGCUGACAGCGAGGUCGAAAUCCUCGUUGGCGGCAAGGCUGACGACAGUGUUGGUUUCUUCGUUGAACCCACUAUUCUUGUCUCUGCCAACCCCAAGCAUGACAUCUUCGUCACCGAGUACUUCGGCCCUGUUGUCUCUGUUUACGUUUAUGAUGAUGACAAGCUUGACGAGGUUUGCGAGGUCAUUGACACUGUUACUCCUUAUGGUUUGACUGGCUCCAUCUUCGCUCAAGACCGUCUCGUCGUCAGCCAGCUUUCUGCCCGUCUCCGCAACGCUGCCGGCAACUUCUACAUUAACGACAAGUGUACCGGUGCCGUUGUCGGUGAGCAACCCUUCGGUGGUGCUCGUGCCAGUGGCACCAACGACAAGGCCGGUAGCGGUAUGAUUCUCAGCCGCUUCGUGUCUCCUCGUGCCAUCAAGGACACUUUCGACUAUGCCGACACUGUUAUUUACCCUUCCAACUUGGCUUAAACGUGGUGAAGCAUAAUGUGAUGAACAUAACGCGAUGAACAUGCUUUGUUAUCUGCUCACAAAAUCCGGUUACAGCCAUCGUCUUCUGGGACUCUGCCUUGGAGUUGAGUCUCGGUCCUCCUAGUCAUUUUCCCUCAUUCUUUUCGACCUGCACGCUUCACCUCAGGUGAAUACCAAAAAAGAAAUGCCGCGGGUGCUGCUCUUGUAGGCAUGCGGCGCAUCUCAUUUACUCCAACUCAACCGCUUGAUCCGUUAAAAAUAGUUUAUAGAAUGAUUUUCCAAGAAA
Schizosaccharomyces japonicus yFS275 is the source of this 2158-nucleotide messenger RNA. Its product is annotated as delta-1-pyrroline-5-carboxylate dehydrogenase. The coding region runs from base 223 to 1872 and encodes 549 amino acids. The record is from RefSeq and is a predicted model, not a curated record. Gene Ontology annotation, molecular function: L-glutamate gamma-semialdehyde dehydrogenase (NAD+) activity; oxidoreductase activity. The transcript has a single exon. Lineage: Eukaryota; Fungi; Ascomycota; Schizosaccharomycetes; Schizosaccharomycetales; Schizosaccharomycetaceae. Gene Ontology annotation, biological process: L-proline catabolic process.